Messenger RNA from Phytophthora nicotianae INRA-310, 1043 nucleotides. RefSeq lists its product as hypothetical. Lineage: Eukaryota; Oomycota; Peronosporomycetes; Peronosporales; Peronosporaceae. The transcript is spliced from 2 exons. The coding region runs from base 63 to 899 and encodes 278 amino acids. The record is from RefSeq and is a predicted model, not a curated record.
GAACGAACGCCUUCAAACAAGAAGCGCCCAAGUGCACAUCGACAUCGAUACGGUCUCGCAUAAUGUCCUGGCAGUCACUUACAGGUCACAAGCGUCGGAUCCCUGACGAGUGGGUGCAGCAACAGACUCCAGUUCGCCACCGCCGAAUUCAACAUUGCCAAGGCAACAACCAGCAAAUUGAAGAUGGGAACUGUGGAAAUCAAACCGGAAAAGGAAAAUCUGGCACCUUUCUCCUCAGCAGUCCUACGGAUGUGUCAGACGCCGCUGCGGUGCAACAAAUUCGCGCCAAACAGGCCAAAGCCAACGGUCUGCCAAAUCUUUCGCUGUCACCUGCAGCAGAACUAGUUGUGACAGAAGCUGAUCGAGUGGCGAAAGAUGAAGAAGCCUCAGAACUGGAAGAGGACGUCGAAGCCGGAGCCUUGACUCCACGCCCCACAAUACCUCGACGCACUGUUCCACGUCCUCCGCUGAGUCGCCGACGAGCUGUUGGGGUGAACCGCGCGAGAUUUGGUGUAGGUAUCGUCCGAUGUCGCAACUGGAAACUCAAUGAGGAGGAUACCGAAACCGAGGACGAAAGCUCGGAAUCUUCGCCACUAAGAGAAAACUCAAAGGCUGCCAAGUUUUUGACAAAUUGUGGAUACUCGGAAGAUUGUGAUAGUGAGAAGCUGGAAGACAAAGUUAGCGCGUCAGUGUUGCCCAUUGAUCCGACCCUUGCUUGCUUCGAUCGCAGCUUUAGUGAAGACCAGUGGCAACUGCGUUCGCCCUCUCCAGAUGAGAAAUUUGUUCCUGAAAACUCGUGUUGUGGUGCCACGACAGUUGAAAAUACUGAGUGUGGAUCUGAUAUAUGCAAGCCCACACCGAUUCACGCUGUACAUGUUGAAAGCACUUCAAAAUAUUGACAAAAACUUCGAGAUAAUAUUUACUACAGUUUGCCGUCGUAUCCGAGAAAUAACGCGGUCGAGAAAUCGACCAUUGCGUCGUGCAAUCGCUUCUGUAAAGCAACAAUUUUGCCACGUGCCAGAUAAAAUUCUUUUCGUGAUGGC